AUGCUGGUCCUGGUGCUGGUGGUGCUCAUCCCAGUCCUUGUGAGCUCCGUGAGCACAGACGCUGGACACUACGAGAUGCUGGGCACCUGCCGCAUGGUGUGUGACCCCUUCCUGAACAAGGGCACUCCCCCCAGCUCCACCAGCUCCACCGGGCUGCAGGCGGAGGCUGAGGCUCUCAGCGACAACAGCAACGUUCUGCCGCCCUCCACCUUGCUGCAGGGGCCUCAGGGAAAGCCCGGGCGACCGGGCAAACCUGGACCUCCAGGACCUCCAGGAGAGCCUGGACCUCCGGGACCAGUGGGCCCCCCGGGUGACAGAGGAGAGCGGACAGGGAUCUUGGGGCUGGGGGGAAAUGGAGCUAUCAGUACGGCCACCUACAACACCAUCCCACGCGUGGCUUUUUACGCCGGACUUAAAAACCCACACGAAGGCUACGAGAUCCUUAAGUUUGACGAUGUGGUCACAAACCUGGGCAACAACUACGACGGAGUGGCAGGAAAGUUCAUCUGCUCCAUCCCGGGCACGUACUUCUUCAUUUACCACGUCCUGAUGAGAGGAGGCGACGGCACCAGCAUGUGGGCCGACCUCUGCAAGAACGGACAGGUCCGGGCCAGCGCCAUCGCCCAGGACGCCGACCAGAACUACGACUACGCCUCCAACAGCGUCAUCCUGCACCUGGACGCCGGCGACGAGGUCUACAUCAAACUGGAUGGAGGCAAAGCUCACGGCGGCAACAACAACAAGUACAGCACCUUCUCCGGCUUCAUCCUCUACGCAGACUGA
Molecule: messenger RNA, 783 nt
Organism: Knipowitschia caucasica
Lineage: Eukaryota; Metazoa; Chordata; Actinopteri; Gobiiformes; Gobiidae
Source: the annotation of a GenBank genome assembly